Pecten maximus is the source of this 2432-nucleotide messenger RNA. Its product is annotated as lactosylceramide 1,3-N-acetyl-beta-D-glucosaminyltransferase-like. The record is from RefSeq and is a predicted model, not a curated record. Gene Ontology annotation, cellular component: membrane. The transcript has 2 exons. NCBI's taxonomy places the organism in Eukaryota, Metazoa, Mollusca, Bivalvia, Pectinida, Pectinidae. The coding region runs from base 252 to 1466 and encodes 404 amino acids. Gene Ontology annotation, molecular function: hexosyltransferase activity; UDP-glycosyltransferase activity.
CAUUACCACAAGGAAGUCACCCCUUCAACCGUCUAGUCGGUACUUUACCAUGCGCUACUGUGACUGCUCCAGGGGUCGGUCCGCUCUGUCAGAUGCAGACGUCGUGUUAAAUGUGUGGUAAAGUGGACAUCAGCAUCCUAACGCUUCCUCUUUGGACUCCACUUCCGUCAUCUAAACGUGAAACUGUUUUAUUGAUGGUAGGCGGGCAUAUCAGCCAGUAUAAAAUAGAUGGUAUAUGAUCGCCAAGAACGAUGGGUGUCCAUUGGAAAACUAGAAUCAAGAGGCUUUUAUCACCCAAUGAUAGGAGGCAUACAUGGUUUUCAUCAAAGCUGCUUCAUUCUCGGAGAACAUGUGUUGUUACCAUGGUCAUAAUAGUGUAUGUGCUUUACCUUCGAUCAGAGCAUCCAAAACCAUACAUGCCUGAUAUACAGUUUCGGGAAAAGGACAACACUGGAUUGAAGAGUCCUGGGUUUUACAUUAGAAGCAUAUAUGAACAAAUAUAUUAUAUAUUUGUUAACUUCCGGGAAGUAGAAAAUCAAAACAUUGAAUCAUUGAUGCGUAGUCCGAAGAAGUCAUUCUUUGGAAUCCAUUUGGAUGUCCGUGAUAUCGUAGACAUGAAGAUUAAGAAUUCUGCAUCAGAACUAAAAACUACUGGGUUGGUGAAUCUUCAUCCUUUCCGAUAUCUGAACAAUCCUGGUCACUGUCAGUUUAAGAACAACGGUAUGCGUACAAUAUUAAUCAUCGUGAAAUCUACCGUACGUAAUGUUUUGCUGAGACAUGCUAUAAGGAAAACAUGGGGCAAUAUUAUUGAUGAAAACGUCAAAAUAGUGUUUAUGUUAGGACGUAACAACUCCCGACACUUUCAACAAGACACUAUCGACACAGAGGCCGCCAAGUACAAAGACAUAGUCCAGGAAGACUUUGUAGAUACUUAUUUCAACAACACAUUAAAAUCCAUCAUGUCGUUUAACUGGGCAGCUCAGUACUGCGAAGAUGCUCAAUUUCUUUUGUUUGUGGACGAUGACUUCCUCAUCGAUGUCCCAAAAAUUCAAAAUUACAUCUAUUCUAUUCCUGAGUCUGAUGUUGCGACACUUUUUACAGGCCAUCGAAUAAUUCAGCCGGUUGUGAGAGACCGAGAGUCCAAAUGGUACCUGUCGUGGGAAGCAUUCCCUUACAAAUAUUGGCCUCCAUAUCUAGCAGGUGGUGCUUAUCUCACCAGUAUGCCAGUUGCAAAGAAAUUUAGUUAUGCUUUCCCGUAUAUAGAUAUGUUAGGCAUAGAUGACGCGUGGUUAGGUAUUGUCGCUAGGAACUUGCGGAUCUAUCCACAAGAUCAUCAUUUCUUUCAUAACAACGGCAGGUACUCCCAUUUAGCUCUGGUAUACCAAUGUUGUCAUACUGAAAAGAAGAUGUUAGAAACUUGGUGGCAAUAUAAACACAGCGCAAGCUUCCGAUUCGGGACUUUGUAACAUAUAUAUAUGUGUGACCAUUAAAGAUCAACAGUUAAUUAUAAGCCAUCAUGUGAUAGACAUGUGGUAUAAAAUGUAUUCUGUAAAUCUGGUAAACUCAGAUUCAAGCACGAAUUGCCUAUUCAUUAGAUUUUGGCAAGUGGAUCUUUUUUUGCUGCAUUUUGCACAAAUGGUAGGGUAUUUUAUCUCCAUUUUAGUCGUGAAUCUAGUCUUUUAUUGACUCAAUCAGUUUUACAUGCGUGAACAAUAGAGAAUACCGAAAUGCAAGGGAAUCUGUAAUUCUUACUCAAAGUCGAAAAAAAUGAGGGCAAAAAUAAACACAAAAUAUAGAUUUACGAGGAGCUCAUUGAUACAGUACAAGAAUAAGACCAUGUGUCCCGGCAGAGGAACUAGGAUGGCGACAACAGAACGACUAGGAUGGCGACAACAGAACGACUAGGCAGGCUAACAACCAUCGAUUAUGUCUCCCAAUUUGAUCUUGAUCUCAACCAUUAGACUUUCCCGUGGUUUUUAUCGACCUGCAGGGGCCGUGGUGGCCGAGUGGUUAAUGUGCACGUGCCGCGACACUUUAACACUAGCCCUCCACUCUACGUGGGGCAGUUGCCAGGUACUGACCGUAGGUCGGUGGUUUUUCUCCGGGUACUCCGGCUUUCCUCCACCUCCAAAACCUGGCACGUCCUUAAAUGAUCCUGGCUGUUAAUAGGACGCUUAACAAAAUAAACCAAAUUAUCGACCUGCAUAUACCGUCAGUAGUCGACUUUAUCACGUGAUUCGUGGUAAUGGAAAGAAUCCAUUAAAUAUCGAACAAAUAGGAACAUGUCGGUAAGGAAGCUGGCAUGUUACUAUAUGUAAAGGGAAAAUCAGCAAUUGGGAAAUUGAAGUACAUGUAGUCACGUUUAUCGUAAACCUAAUUUGUAAUUGCAGUCCCUGCUGGUAACGUUGUAAUUAAAGAUCGAGGCGACAGGC